AAACCUAAUAACUUUUUGGCUCUGUAAACACAACGAUCGAACACAAACAAAUAUUCAUAAAUUGUGCGUUAAUUAUUAAAGAGAAAUAUCAUCAAAUAUCAACUGAUAUCGCAAACCUAAUCGAUAAGGAAUAAGCAAUAAUGUCAACACAACCCACCGAUGUUCAGUAUCUGCGCUGCCUGAAGUGCCUGAAGAUAAUCAAGUGCUCGCGGUACGAUACCAGCUGCCUGGUGCGUCACGUGCAGAAGGAUCAUCCGGAGAUCAUUGACGAGUCCAAUGAGAAGGUGCACAACCUGCACAAGCUGGCCGCCGAGCACGGCAUCAGCGAGGAGCGGCUGUCGGAGAUUAGCAAAAUGACGGGCAUGUCCGAGGCAGAGAUGGCCGAUGAGGCCGAGCGCUAUUUGCAGGGCAAGAAGCGCCCCGACAGCCAGCAGCGCGAUGGCAAGGAUGGUGCCCAUUCGGGGAGUUGGAAGCAGCCGAAGCUAACCGAUUCCAAGGAGCUGAACCGACGUCAGUUCUAUCGCAGCUCCAUUGAGCGCUGGAUGCCCACGGAGGGCUGCAUCUAUUGUCCCAGCUGCGGCUGCAAUCGCCGGCCAUUGAUCAAGACCAGCUCCGAGUUCUAUACGAGCACCGGCUGCUCGGCGGCCUGUGUGGCCAAUUGUUGGCCCUUCUGCUUUCUGCCCUGCCUCAACUCGGGCGACAAUCGCGAAUAUCUGCACUGCUCCAACUGCAAGAGCUUUCUGGGCAUCUACGAUCGCGAGAACAAUUGCAUACGGCCCAAUCGCGAAUUUGUGCCCACCUAGGAGCAACAUCUGCCCACCAGCUCACCAUUAACUAUAUAUUUAUUUACACACAUUUGCUGCAGUGCUGGAAAUACGAGUUAGUAACAAUAAUAUAUUUCAAUUGCGACCCAGAA
Molecule: messenger RNA, 916 nt
Organism: Drosophila montana
Lineage: Eukaryota; Metazoa; Arthropoda; Insecta; Diptera; Drosophilidae
Exons: 2
Coding region: 141-803 (220 amino acids)
Source: RefSeq, a predicted model, not a curated record